UUAGAAAUUAUUUGGCAAAUUCCGUCUUAGGUCACACUCUCAUACGACUUCAUAUGCUAACUGUUCUUGCUCAUCCAUGCGUGUUACAAAAACAAAUACCUAGCAAUUGUUGGAAGAUUCCUCUUGACAAAGAGAUGACAUAUUGAACCAGUGACAUGGACUCAUUUCCCCACAUACUACUCGAGGUGUUAAAAAUGAUAAUUGGUCUCGAAGUGAAGUGGCGGUGAUUUUCGCCGUUAGUUCAUCUUUAGUUGCCUUGCGGUCAACCUUCGGUGAGAGUGAUAAACAUAUAAUAUAACCUUGGGAACUACGCGUGCGGUGAAAAGAUGGUGCUGAAAUCAGUUCUUCACAACUAUACAGGUUUUUUGGUAAUCAUCCAAUGUUGUUCCAUCGCCGCUUUCGGUACGAAGAAUUUUGACUGUGGUCCGUAUGGUUUCGUAUGCGAAGGCGCCAGCAAGCUGCGGAUCUGUGAGGGCGAGAACCUUCUCGGUCCCGCGUUCCUGUGUCCGCCCAACUCGAGGUGCAAUGAAGAUUCCAGUGAAGUCUGCGAAAGCACUCACAACUACAUGGAUCAUUCCCUAACAAAAAAUAUCCGCUGUCACAAAAACGAGAGGAUUGCUGAUCCUAACGUCCCAGGGUGUAAAGGCUACAUUCUGUGCAUACCCAACAAAAACAGAUUUCAAGGAAUAAAAUUCAAGUGCACCGGUAGUACUAUAUUUAACGGGUACACUCGUACUUGUUCCGCUCCAAGUGAAUACAAAUGUCCCAUAGAGAAUGUGACAAAACCACCCCUAGACUUGUUCGUAGAAGAAAAUCGUAGGAUUGACAGUGACCCGCACAGGAACGCACCUCAGCGGCCUAGACCUCUAGAAUGCAAGAACUACAAGUUCAGUGUAACAGAUGCCAAUGGACCGGUACGCGCGGCGUACUUCUGCCCGCCAAGGCCGAUCAGAGGAGAAACUAACGUGAGAUGUACCAUAUUCUCCAGCAAAUUUUGUAUCACGCUAGAGAGAGAUGAUAGCGACCAAUUCUCACAAACUUACGGAGUGGCAUAUAGAAAACCAAGAAAGUAAAUAUAUAAGUACGAUACAUUAAGACUGAGUAGGUGUUAUAAUAGUUUAACCAUUAACCAGUUUGAUAUUGUUAGUUUUUAAAGCGGUAUUUGUGAAUAAAAGACUGCAUGGA
Messenger RNA from Plodia interpunctella (Indianmeal moth), 1185 nucleotides. RefSeq lists its product as uncharacterized. Gene Ontology annotation, molecular function: chitin binding. The record is from RefSeq and is a predicted model, not a curated record. The coding region runs from base 327 to 1073 and encodes 248 amino acids. Lineage: Eukaryota; Metazoa; Arthropoda; Insecta; Lepidoptera; Pyralidae. Gene Ontology annotation, cellular component: extracellular region. The transcript is spliced from 2 exons.